AUGAAGUCCCAUCGGAACGGAAGCCUUUCGAGCCCUGACAUCGAGGAGCACGAGCACAGCAAUGCCGUCUCCCGCAACGGGGCCUCUAUGAGAGAUGAAAAGCAACCAGGGCCAAGUCGAGCAUCUGCUCGAUACGGCUCUCACGAUGUCAAGAAAGGCGGAUUCUCACAGCUACGUCAGGCAUCCAAGCGACCAAUGCCCACCCAGUAUGGUGAUGGGACCUAUCCCACAGAGAUUGUUCGGCCGACAAUGGUCCAGAAUUUACGAGCGUUGCAGGCAGCAGAUCUGAAAACUCUCGUGCAAAUUAUCAAAUCUAAGAUUAAGGGGGAGAAAAUCCAAGAUGACAAAACAAUGAUCAUGGAGCGUACGAUCCAAAUCGUGGCCAAACUCCCCCACAACUCUCGUCUCCGUGAGCAAUUGACGAACACUUUCAUUCAAGAGCUUUGGGAUUCUCUUGAGCAUCCACCCAUGCUUUACAUUGGUGACGAGUUCAAGUAUCGGCGUGCCGAUGGAUCUUAUAACAACCCAAUGUUCCCUCAGCUGGGCGCUGCUGGUGGUCCAUACGCCAGAUCAGUCAAGCCUCGGAUCGUCACUCUGGGUGCCAUGCCCGAUCCCGGGUUGAUAUUCGAUGCCGUCAUGGGUCGAACAACCUAUAAGAAGCACCCGAACAACGUUUCGAAUUUGUUUUGGACCGACUACAGGGACAGCAGCAAGUCCAAGACCUCGGCCUAUCUUGAUCUCUCUCCGUUGUACGGCAGUAAUCAGGAGAUGCAAGAUUCCAUCAGGACGUUUCGGGAUGGCAAGCUCAAGGCCGACAGCUUUGCUGACAAGCGGCUUAUCGGCAUGCCACCGGGUGUUUGCGUCCUUCUAAUCAUGUUCAAUCGAUUCCACAACCACGUCGCCGAGCAUCUGGCUGCCAUCAAUGAGGGCAAUAGGUUCACGCCUCCUGGCGAUAAUAUGUCUGACGAAGACGCUGCCAAGGCUUGGAAGAAGUAUGACGAAGACCUGUUUCAAACGGCGCGACUCGUAACUUCAGGUUUGUACAUCAACAUCACUUUGGUCGAUUAUGUCCGCAAUAUUGUCAACCUCAAUCGCACCAACACUACAUGGACACUUGAUCCCCGUCAAGAGGCUGGUAUCGACGCCGGUACACCCGAUGGAGCGGAAGCAGGUACUGGAAAUGUCAACUCGGCCGAAUUUAAUCUUUGUUACAGAUGGCACUCCUGCAUUUCGGACAAGGACGACAAAUGGAUUCAGAAAUUCUACGGGAAGCUUCUGGGCGGAGGCGGCAAAGGCGGCAAAGGCGGGUUGUCUCCUCAAGAGAUGGCCUGUGUCUUCGGAAAGUUCGAAAAGUCGAUUCCUGAUGACCCUGGUCAGCGUACUUUUGCCGACUACGAACGAGGCGAGGACGGCAAGUUUGAUGACGAUGACCUUGUUGAGUGCAUUAGUUCAGCCAUCGAAGACUGUGCUGGGGCUUUUGGGGCCCGCAAUGUACCCCAGGUCAUGAAGCCCGUCGAAAUCAUGGGUAUUCUGCACGGUAGAAAGUGGAACGUUGCUGGUCUCAAUGAGUUCCGUAAGCAUUUUGGUCUGAAGCCCUACGAUCGGUUCGAAGACAUCAACUCGGAUCCGGCUGUGGCGGAACAGCUGAAGAAUCUGUACCAACACCCGGAUUACGUCGAAUUGUACCCAGGUCUCGUCGCCGAAGAGGCCAAGACGCCCCUGACUCCUGGCGUUGGAAUUGCCCCUACGUACACCAUCUCACGCGUCGUUCUGUCAGACGCAGUUUGUCUCGUUCGGGGUGAUAGAUACUACACAACUGACUACAACCCUCGUCACCUGACCCAAUGGGGCUAUAAGGAGGUCGAUUACGAUCUCAACGUCAAUCACGGCUGUGUCUUCUACAAGCUGUUCUUGAGAGCUUUCCCCAACCACUUCAAAGCAAACUCGGUCUACGCACAUUACCCGAUGGUGAUUCCAUCCGAGAACCAUCAGAUUCUUACAGACCUUGGACGCGUCGAUCAGUUCGACUUCUCUCAUCCCAAGUUCACUCCUUUACGGACGAACAUCGUAUCAUAUGGAGGCGCCAAGCACAUCCUGGAGAACCAGAGUCGGUACAAGGUGACAUGGGAUGAAGGCCUCUCCUUUUUGAUGGGUAAGGGCGGCAGCCGCUUCAUGCUCUCUGGAGACACGGACUUCCAUGCGGGCCAGAAGAAAUGCAUGCAAUCUUUACUUUACAAGGAUGGCUGGGAUUCUCACGUCAAGCAGUUUUAUGCGGGAAUCACAGAGAAGUUGCUCAUGGAGAAGUCGUACAAGCUUGCCGGCCAAACACACGUCGACAUAAUCCGCGACGUUGGAAAUAUUGCUCAUGUUCACUUCGCCUCGAGAGUGUUCAACUUGCCUCUCAAGACCCACGAGAACCCCAAGGGUGUCUUUUCGGAGCAGGAGAUGUACCAGAUUCUGUCGGUCAUUUUCGUGUGCAUCUUCUUCGACAUUGACCCUGUUAAGUCGUUCCCGCUCCGACAAACCGCCAAGGAGGUGACGAUGAAGCUUGGGAAGCUGGUCGAGACAAAUGUCAAGAUCACGACGAAGGUCGGUUUCCGCGGGCUUUUCACUGGCUCUGCGGACAAGGAAGACCCGCUCGCAUCAUAUGGAACCAAUCUAGUCAAAGGUCUCGCCAAAUCCGGACUGAGCGCCUACGACAUUGCGUGGAGCCAGAUUCUGCCUACAUCAGGGGCUAUGGUACCUAAUCAGGCACAAGUGUUUGCACAGGCGGUCGAUUACUACCUCUCGUCUCCAGGCACCGAUCACCUUCAACAGAUUCACAAGGUGGCCCUGUCUCCAUCAACGAAGGAGACUGACGCUCUCCUGCUUGGCUACGCCAUGGAGGGCAUCCGACUUGCAGGAACCUUUGGCUCUUACCGCGAAGCGACGCAGGACGAUGUCAUUGUCGAGGACGAUGGUCGUGAGGUUCCUGUGAGACGAGGUGACAGGGUUUUCGUUAGUUUCGUUUCCGCUGCCAGAGACCCGGUGCACUUCCCUCUACCAGAAGAGGUCAACCCCCGCAGACCACUGGAUUCGUACAUCCACUAUGGACUCGGCCCGCACGCCUGCCUCGGUCGUGCUGCGAGCCAAGUGGCGCUUACGGAGAUGUUCAGGGUACUGUUCCGGAAGAAGAACCUUCGACGAGUUCCAGGGCCACAAGGGAUUUUGAAGAAGGUACCAAGGCCUGGUGGGUUCUUUGUGUACAUGAAAGAGGAUUGGGGGCAAAUCUGGCCGUUCCCCGUGUCCAUGAAGGUGAUGUGGGAUGAGGAAUAG
Messenger RNA from Colletotrichum spaethianum, 3315 nucleotides. Its product is annotated as linoleate 10R-lipoxygenase. The coding region runs from base 1 to 3315 and encodes 1104 amino acids. NCBI's taxonomy places the organism in Eukaryota, Fungi, Ascomycota, Sordariomycetes, Glomerellales, Glomerellaceae. The transcript is spliced from 6 exons. Gene Ontology annotation, molecular function: oxidoreductase activity, acting on paired donors, with incorporation or reduction of molecular oxygen; monooxygenase activity; peroxidase activity. The record is from RefSeq and is a predicted model, not a curated record. Gene Ontology annotation, biological process: response to oxidative stress.